Messenger RNA from Closterium sp. Naga37s-1, 3318 nucleotides. Lineage: Eukaryota; Viridiplantae; Streptophyta; Zygnematophyceae; Desmidiales; Closteriaceae. The record is from the annotation of a GenBank genome assembly.
AUGACACGCAUCAGUUCAUCCGCGCAACUACCCUUCCCUCUCCUCCUGCUACUCCUCCUCAAUCAUUUCGCAAGAAACGAUGCUUUGGCGGUUCCAUCAGAUCCACCCGCCGCCGACAGCGGCGCCGAGCGCGCGGUUAUAUCCGCGGGCGUGGACGAUCCGCGGUCAGACCACGGUGUGGCGGAGCCGGCGGAGGGUAGCAGCUCGGUGUGCAGGUUCGACAGGGAAAAAGGCACCUUCUCACACGAGCCGUACAAACCAAGCAGGUACGAAGUGGAUAGCACGCUCACCUCAGACGACUCCUGGGCACCACAUGGCACCGCACUGCACCUCUCUGGAUCCUGUCGUUUCCUCUUGAACGCCUCCUGCGCUGUGGUUGCCAUCUUUCCAGAACCAUGUGACGACAGCAAUCCCUGCACUGUCGACGCCUGUGCGUGGCACGGCCAUGGCCCCUUGUCCCUCUCGCCCUGCCUGCCGCACCCCCACUGCUUCUUCCACCCGCCCCACUGCACACACACCCUUCUCCCUGACUGCACGCACAGUACCACCACCACCACCACCGCCACCACUGCCACCACCACAACCGUGUCUCCCCUUCGCCACCUCUCCUCCUCCUCGCCCACUCCCAAGCACAAUGCGUUGCUGCAGGAGGAAGAGGAAGAAGGGGAAGGAGGAGGGAAGGAGGAGGAGGAGGAGGAGGAGGAGGAGGAGGAGGAGGAGGAGGAGGAGGAGGAGGAGGAGGAGGAGGAGGAGGAGGAGGAGGAGGAGAGGGGGGGGGGGAGGGGGAGGAGGAGAAGCACAGCUGCUGCAGCCAGCAACACGCACCAUCCAUCCUCUGCCACUUUCCCCAAGCGCAAGCACACGCACCCGCCUGUCGCACCUCUCUCCCCGCGCACCACCCAUCGCACAGUGUCAUCCUCCUCGCGACUGCCCCUCAUAUCCCCCUCCUCCCCCUUCACCAACUCCCUCCGCUGGCCCCGCUCCCCCCCACCCUCUCUGCACCGCCCUCGCCCCCGCACUCCUCGCACUCCUCUCACUCCCCCUCCCAGCUCUGCCUCACCUCGCCCUGCCGCCUCCAACCAUCCCUUCUCGCGCCCUCCCAGCCCUGCUGCUCCCAAACCCCAUCCUUCCAAGCUGCAUCCUCCCAAGCCUCAUGCUCCUAAACCCCCGACCCAUCGAGCAGCAGCGCUGCACAAAAAGCCCCCGCCACCCCCCAGUGCCCCUCACUCCAGAGCCGAAGCAGACUCAAAGCAAUCGUACGACCCGUUACCGUUCGCGUGGGAUCGCCCAUACUUGUCCCCAGCCUCGCCCCGCCACGCCCCCAGACGCCACUCCUCACGGCACCCUCCCCCUCCUGCCAAGAGGACGAGUCGUGCAAAGCACAAGAAGCGAAAGCCCCCGCCCGCAGGGGGAGCAGAUGCAACCAGAGGGAAGAAGCCCCCAAGGGCACGCCGGCCAACCCCACCCCCUCCACCAGCACCUUUGGUUCCGCCCCCCACACGACCACCAGCAGGCACUGCAGCACCACCUGGUGUGCUGCCUUCAGGGGAGGCACGGGGACCAGCAGCACCAGGCAGGCCGCGAAGUCCUAAUAACACCCCCGCUUCCUCGCUUCCUCCCUCCUCUUCCCCGUCCCCUUUCCUCUCGCCUUCUCCACCACCACCCUCAACCCUUCCACUACCCCCUCCUGUCCUCCCCCCUACCAGACCCCCACCCGGACCUUCUCCCAAACCCCCUCUCAGACCCCCUCCCAGGCCUCCUCCCCCCUCCAAGCCCCCCCUCAGUCCACCCCCCUUUCCCCCGCCAAGACCCCCUCCCCGCCCACCGAAGUUCCCUCCUCCUUCCCCACCUCCCCGCCCCCCUUCCCCCCCACCCAAGCGCCGCCACCCCGCUCCACGUCCCCCUCGCCCCCCUCCCCCUCCACGACCCCCACCACGCCGCCCCCCUCUCCGUCCCCCCCCCCGUCGCCCUCCCCCACGCCCGCCCCCACGCCCCCCUCCUCCAAAGCCCCCAUCGCCCCCCCCGCCCAUCCUCCCUUCCCCCGAGGGCGUGUUCAACGUGAGGGCGUUCGGGGCGGUGGGGGACGGGAAGGUAGACGACACAGACGCCAUGAGCCGUGCGUUUGCAAGGGCGUGCGAGUACGAUGGGGGGCGGCAGGACCGGCUGGCGACGCUGCUGUUCCCGCGGGGCUUCACGUUCUUCAUGAAGGGGCGCAACGUGGUGUGGCGAGGGCCCUGCCAGAGCGGGGGACUUGUCUUCAAGGUGGAGGGCAUGAUAUCGAGCUAUCCGCGCGGGGUGUCGUACCUGACGCCCAUCAUCAACCUGCUCUCCAUCCCGCGCCUCCUCGUGACUGGCUCCGGGCGCAUGGACGGGCAGGGCUACGAGGUGUGGCCACGUGCGGCGCGGCGGCCGUACCUGCUGCAGCUGGAGAACUGCACGGAUGCCGAGGUCACCGGCAUCACCAUCAGGUGCGUGAGGCUGUCCUUCCCUGCACUGCCACAUGCCCUGCUCCGCUCAUGCCCCACGUGGGUCUGCCUCUCCGAUGGACCUGGUUCAGCAAAGGUGCAUUUGAACAUCCGGUUCUGCGAGCGCGUGUGGAUCCAUGACUUUGAGACGCGCACGCCGUACAACGGCGGCAACACGGACAGCAUCCACAUCGUCUUCUCCUCCGACGUCCUCAUUGAAGACUGCACCCUGCACGGCGGGGACGACAAUGUGUCGAUAGUGGGCAGCUCGUCCAACAUCCUCAUUCAAAACGUUGUCUGCACUGCCGGCCAUGGCAUCAGCAUCGGCAGUCUUGGAAACUACGGCGCGCUGGCGUGUGUGAGCAACGUGACGGUGCGCAACGUGUUCAUGGCAGGGCUGCAGAACGGGCUGCGCAUCAAGACGUACGAGACGGGGCAGGGCGCCGUGUGGAACAUCCGCUACGACAACGUCACCAUGGUGGACGUGGGCCGUCCGAUCAUCAUCGACCAGUAUUAUUGCGAGAGGGAGCCGUGUGACGAUGGGCACAGCGGCAUCGCGGUGUUCAACGUGUCCUACUCGCGCAUCCGCGGCACCACCAACGGCAGCGCCGUCGGGGGCAUCGAGUUGCGGUGCAGCAACCACGCACCAUGCGGGCAGAUCUCACUCUGGGACGUGCACCUCCGCCACACCAAGUCCAAGGUGCAGCUCAAGCCGCUGUACAUGCACGCGUACGGCAGCAGCAAAAACGUGCAGCCGUGGAGUGAGGAGAGCACAGGCACGUGGAGUAAGACGAGUUUGUCCAAGGCUGCAGCUGGCCGCAUCACCAGCGAGUUUGGCAAGUGUGGCGGGUGA